Molecule: messenger RNA, 948 nt
Organism: Alligator mississippiensis (American alligator)
Lineage: Eukaryota; Metazoa; Chordata; Crocodylia; Alligatoridae
Product: olfactory receptor 6C74
Exons: 1
Coding region: 1-948 (315 amino acids)
Biological process (GO): G protein-coupled receptor signaling pathway
Cellular component (GO): membrane
Molecular function (GO): G protein-coupled receptor activity; olfactory receptor activity
Source: RefSeq, a predicted model, not a curated record
AUGGAGAAUCAAACGAGAGUGACGGAGUUCAUCCUGGUAGGCUUCACAGACAAUCACUGGCUGCAGAUCCUGCUCUUCUUUUCCCUCCUCUUCACCUACCUUUUGACGGUGUUGGGAAACCUUCUCAUCAUUGUCAUCACCCUACUGGAUCAGCGUCUCCAGACCCCCAUGUAUUUCCUCCUCAGGAACUUCUCUCUCUUGGAGAUCACCUUAACCUCCAUCUCUGUUCCAAAGGUCUUGUUCAGCCUGGCAUCAGGCAGCAAGACCAUUUCUGUGCCCGGCUGUUUUGCCCAAUGCUUUCUUUACGUCAUCACUGGCACUGCUGAGUUCUUCAUGCUGGCAGCCAUGUCCUUUGAUAGGUAUGUGGCCAUCUGCAAGCCGCUCCACUACCCUUCCAUCAUGAACAAUCAGCUGUGCACACAGUUAGUGCUGGGCUCCUGGGUGAUCAGUGUUCUCUAUGUGAGCACCCCAUUUGUGAUGUUUUUCCAGUUGCCCUUCUGUGGCCCAAACAUCAUUGACCAUUUCUUCUGUGACAGUGUGCCAGUGAUUAAACUGGCCUGCAUAGACACCCAGUACCUUCAACUAUUGUCUGUCAUUUUGGCCACAGGCAGCGUGCUGGGUACUUUUAUCAUCACCAUCAUCUCUUACAUCAAUAUCAUCUCCACUGUGAUGCAUAUCCCCUCAGUCUCUGGAAGGCAGAAAGCCUUCUCCACCUGUGUCUCCCACCUCACCGUGGUCUUCAUCUUCUAUGGAAGCUGCAUCUUCAUGUAUGUGACACCAUCGGGUAGCAGCAAGGGAAACUUUGGUAAGACAGUGGCACUUCUCAAUAAUGUGGUGUCCCCUUUGCUCAGCCCCUUCAUCUACAGCCUGAGGAACAAACAGGUCAAAGAUGCCUUGAGAGAUGCUAUCAGCCGGAAUGGGAUAUUCUGUAAGAAACCAAAACUGUGA